UCCCAAUCCACCACCAUCCAAACAAUGCUAAUCCAACCAAACAUUUUCCAUUCCCACCCCCGCAAAAACCCAAACUCAGCGACCCUACCCGGAAAGAGGAAAAUAUUCCUCUCCCCUUAGCUCCGACGCCGCCGGCUUCCUCCGGUCGCGCCGCCGGUCAAACCCGCCAUAGAUCUCGACGAAGCACGCUUACCAGGCGAGCAGGCGUCCUCUUCACUCCGACUGGGUCGGUGUGGAGAGGAAGGCCCACUCGACGCGGCUCCUUUGGUUGGUUGCUUGUUCCAAGGUUAAAUGGCGAACAGAGCAAGGUGGGUGAUGAAGUUUGAAAAGGGGCUUAUUGAUAUACUACAUGAGAACAAUAAUUCACACUAUAGGACUCCAAACGGUUGGAGAAGCGAGGGAUGGAAGAAAAUUGUUAAGGACUUUAAUGAUAGGCACCCAGAUGCAGGGUUUACUAAAGUUCAAAUUCAGGAACAUGAGACUCAGCUGAAGAAAGACUAUAAAUUGAUAAAAUCCAUCCUUCAGCGUGAUGGUGUUUCAUGGGACCAGAAUGCUUCUAUGAUCAGAACAACAGAUGAAAUCUGGGAUGAGAUAAUCGAUGAGUCACCAAAAGCGCGGAAGUACCAAAGUAAGAGUUUUCCAUUGCUUCAGUCGCUGGAGAUGUUGCUUGAAAGGGAUAUUCCUGAAGGGGUUGGCAAUAUUGACGAGGAAGACAACAACACCAGCACACUGCGAAGCAUGUCUAGAAGACUUUCUGCACUGGUUCCUGGAAGCAUCGAUGAGGGUGAGAACAAUAUCAGCGCACUGCAAAGAACUCUGGAGCUAGGAUCACAAGGUCUGGAAGAUGUCGAUCUUCUGCAAAAUCACGAUGAAGAGGCAUUGGAAAGACCACAGCCUGGGGCAGACCCAAAGCCACAACAAAGAGCCGAUGAACCCGCGCAGUCAAGUUCUUGCAUAGAACCACAAAAGGACAAGCGCAAGAAGCGCAAGGCGUCUGACAUCCAACAGAUCAUGGAGGCUUAUCUAGACUUCAGAAUGAAACAGGCUCGCACGAAAGAACAAACCAAAAAGGAUGGCGAGCAGUUCUCGAUUUCAAGGUGUAUCAAGGCUCUCCAAUCUAUGACCGAUGUGUCUGAUCAGGUCAGGGUUCUAGCUGCUGAUGUCUUCAAGGAUUCGGUGAACCGGGAGAUCUUUCUCUCGUAUGAGCCGAGGCUUCGCGCUCUGUGGCUGAAGAGGGAAGUCAACAGGUUACUCUGUUAAUCAGCUGUUGUAGCGCAUCGUGGUGUCUUGUCUCCGGUUAAAUGUGAACUUCCACACCCUGGAGUCCUUGGUACGGAGUAGGUUGUAGCAUACUUUAGGGUGAUAGAAGUAUUUCGUGACUCGCCAUGUGUACUCAUGCAAUCCAUGCUUCAUGCCAAUUAUUUGGUUCUGUGGUUAGUAGCGGUA
Triticum dicoccoides is the source of this 1446-nucleotide messenger RNA. RefSeq lists its product as uncharacterized. The record is from RefSeq and is a predicted model, not a curated record. The transcript is spliced from 4 exons. The coding region runs from base 292 to 1260 and encodes 322 amino acids. Lineage: Eukaryota; Viridiplantae; Streptophyta; Magnoliopsida; Poales; Poaceae.